GGCCAUGGUCCUCCUGGAGCUGCAGUGCGAGAUCGACCAGGUGACCUUCGCGCUCCGCCGAGCGACGCAGCAGCAACCCGAACCCCCGAGCGACACCCACCUCGUCGACGAGUGGACCGAAAACCUGCGCAGCGUGGAGGACCACGCGGGGUGGCGCUUGACCUUCUGGCGACGCGACCACGCCAUGCACACCACCUACCCAGCCCUCAACCCGCCCAUCACCCAUUCCUUCUACUUCUCCAUACGCAACGAGCUCGGCCUCGGCAUCUCCACCCAGUUCCGCGAGUGCAUCCGCAGCGCCAUCACACAAGAAUGCCUGACCAUUACCGCGCAGCCGACCCUCCACCGCCGACUGGUGGAUCUAGUCGUCCAGCGACGGUGGUUCUGGAACUUCCAGCGACGCAUACGCGGGCUCACCAAGGACGCUGUCCUCUGGGGGCAAGAGACUUCCGUGCUACCACGUUUCCCCCUCGGAGACGAGCGCUUCAACUGCCCGUCGCUGCCUACCCCAGCCCACGGGCCUGGAAGGAUCACGUGAUGGGCGACCUGGAGGGCUACGUGUGCCUGUACGAGACCUGCUCCUCCAGCAAGCCCUGGCCCGACGCCUGCCCGCACGCCUGCCCCUCCUUCGGCGCCUGAUUCGCCGCCAUGGCCGGCAACUUCGCCGAGGGCGUCGAGUGGUGCAGCCACGCCUUCG
Messenger RNA from Aspergillus uvarum CBS 121591, 697 nucleotides. RefSeq lists its product as uncharacterized. The transcript has a single exon. NCBI's taxonomy places the organism in Eukaryota, Fungi, Ascomycota, Eurotiomycetes, Eurotiales, Aspergillaceae. The record is from RefSeq and is a predicted model, not a curated record. The annotation marks the transcript as partial.